AGGACGGUCACGAGAAUUUGACAGAAGAUCACACGAUAAGCACGUGAUAAGCCCUCAGGGACCGAACACAUCUGGCGGCUACAUACAGCACAUUUCAAUUCUGAGUUCUUGUGACGAAGACACAGGCCACAACGUUUGUAUUCCGAGAAACAAUCCAGUCACGAGCACAUUGACCUGAUUUCGAACACAACGGAUCGAUCAGUCCGCGGUGAUCAUCACGCUAGUGCACUUGAGCAUGAGCCCGAGUCGAGCCCGAAGCAGUUCUGUUCUGACCAUCCGCCAUGCGAUGUAGCUGUCUUCUGUAGAUUAUCAGUCACCGCAGCAGCUUGAAGAUCUGUAGCUUGUCUCCGAAAGCCAUCAUCAUGGGCUGCCAAUCCAGCAAGAUUCAUCUGCUCUGCGGAACCCUAUAAAUGUUGGGCAGAGUAAGAUGAAGAAGUUCAACCCGACAUGUCUGCUCCCCUGAUCUCCCAUGCAAAGCCCGGACUGAAAGUCCUCUCCUUCGGCUACUCUCGCACUGGGACGUCUUCCAUGAGACAAGCCCUGGAGGAGCUUGGAUACAAACCUACCAACCACGGAUUUGAUAUCUUCGAGCCUGAGGCAGUCGUUGACAUGUGGACUCGCGCGAUUGUGGCCAAGUUCUGGGGCAUCGGGGAGCCACUCAGCGCCGAUGAAUGGCGCGCUUUUCUGGAGCCGUUUCAGGGUGUCACGGACAUGCCCCACUACCUGUUCGUUGACGAACUGCUAGCCGCGUUUCCCGAUGCGAUGGUCCCCGUGACGCACCGCGACACGGAAGCGUGGUGGGCCUCAUUCUCCACCACAGUUCGACCGAUGCUCCGCCCGAUGUCACUCACGCCAGCGGCGACUGAUCCGCAGAACUCGCCUGCCGGCCGGCGCAUCCGGCUCGGUACGAUCAUCUUCAGUGCGUUCUUCGGCGUGGCGCCGGAUGCCGCGACCCCCGAAAGCUUCACGAAGGAGCGGGGCGUCGCAGCUUACGAGGCCCAUUACGCGCAUCUUCGGGCCGUCGUGCCGAAGGACAGGUUUCUGCAAUUUCAUGUCGCUGAAGGUUGGGGUCCCUUGUGCGCGUUCUUGGGCAAGGACAUCCCGGACAUCCCGUUUCCGAGAGUUAACGACGCGGAGCAAUUCAGAGCUGUGAUGCCUGGGAUCGUCGAGACUGGGAACCAGGGAACGCGAUACUAG
Messenger RNA from Mycena citricolor, 1197 nucleotides. The record is from the annotation of a GenBank genome assembly. Lineage: Eukaryota; Fungi; Basidiomycota; Agaricomycetes; Agaricales; Mycenaceae.